Betta splendens (Siamese fighting fish) is the source of this 7110-nucleotide messenger RNA. It is a transcript of the gene strc1, whose product is annotated as stereocilin 1. Bases 507 to 6569 code for a protein of 2020 amino acids. The record is from RefSeq and is a predicted model, not a curated record. The transcript is spliced from 29 exons. Gene Ontology annotation, biological process: cell-matrix adhesion. NCBI's taxonomy places the organism in Eukaryota, Metazoa, Chordata, Actinopteri, Anabantiformes, Osphronemidae. Gene Ontology annotation, cellular component: cell surface; kinocilium; stereocilium tip.
UUUAACCUCAUUUUUGAUUCUUGAUCACAAUGUUUUUAGGAUUUUGAUGAUGUAAAUCCUCCAGCUGUCACUCUGGUGGCUUUUGGCUCCUCUGUGUAGGACUCAGGUUUCAGUCAGAGGAGUUAAUCAACACACUGGCGUGAAUAAUUCAUCAUCUAUGGCUGAGCUUGUUGCCGAAGUCCCGCCCGCGUUUCGCACCUCCAUUUUCCCCUUUACCGGUGUCUUUCGUUACGCCGCUUCCAGACCCGGUGUAGGGUUGCAGGUAGACACGAAGGCGAGGCGCCGCCAGCGUCCGGGAGCACAGUGGCAUGAAAGCGGGCUCAUCAGCAUCACCUCGGCCCGGGGGCCACAGAUGAGGCUUGGAUGACGAGCUCCAGCCUGGUGACUGCUGACUCCGGGUAGUCACACAGCAUGAAGCCUGUUCUCCGCCUGGUCCUUGUGCCUCAGCAUCAGCCGCACUGACGUCCAUUUCACCGUUUACGCACCUGUGUCUGGAUUGAGGAGACAUGAUGUGGUUGACGUCAGCUGCCUGCAUCCUGUGCGUCUUCGUUGGGAUCACAUGUGAUGUGAAGCAGGUGCAUUCACAACCUGCCCAAGACUCAACAUUAGACGAUAACAUCCAGCGACUCAUUAAUCAGAUCCACUCGUUGUCCAGUCCGAAUGAAAACACUCACAGCUUCACCACAGCCGACAGCUCCUACGUGAACAGCUAUUACAGCGUGCUGAGCAACUUGUUCGCUCUCCUCCGACCUCUGUUCGGAGAGAGGUUCAUGGGGAACUUCACCACCAACGCCGUGUGUCUCCUGUCCGGGAGGCAGGACUGCGGCCUGGAGGCCGAGCUGACCAGAGCCGUGUCCGUGGAGCUGGUGCAGCCGCUGCUGACGUUUGUGUCGUCCCUGAGCUCGCAGACGUGCCCCCCGCUGAGCAGCGCCGGGCCCUCCGGCGGCUUCCUGGCCUCCUUCUUCGGCACGGAGGAGCCGGCGGCUGCAGCGUCCGCCGCUUUUCAGCAGACGCUCGACAGCAUUCUGUCCGCUGUCCCUCUGUCUGCGAGCCUCCUGGACGCGAUAAGCAGCUUCACUGAUUUAGCGGUGACAUAUUUGGUAAACUUCACUGCAACGUUGCUUCAAACCCCAAUGGACUACAUCCGUAUAGCGUUACAGUUUGGACUUAAAAUCCCACAUUUAGAUGGAAAAGAGACCUGUGAGGAAGGAGAUCUUGCACAGCUCAUUAUGUGGGGGAUGAACAACAAUGUGAGCUGGUCCUUCACUGACGCCAUUCUUGACAUCUUCCUGGAAGUCUUCUUGGCGUCAGAUCAGUCUCCGUGCCCAUAUCCAGGCCCCGAGUGCCAGAAUCCGGGCUUCUCCUUCCAACGCAGCGCCUCGCUGGCUACUGGCAACCGGGAGCUCCUCCUCAGCUGCGACCGCCACAACCUGGCCGGCUUCAAUGACACGCUGUGUGCCGACGUCCUGGCGGGAUCGGAACCGGCGUUCCCGUCUGUGCUGGGCCUGUGCCGGGCCCUGAGCGUCCUCAGCCCGACCCAGAUGGAGCAGGUGUGGAGCAACGCGUGUUAUGUCCUUCAGGCGCUGGCGUCGCCCCUCCUCACCCCGUCGCCGGCCUGCGACGGCCCCCUCCCCCCCACGGUGACCCCCGGCGGCCCCCUCCCCCCCGCGGUGACCCCCGCGCCGGGCCGAGUGGCCAGAGGCGCCCCCAGCCUCACGCAGCUCGCCUGCGACUACGGCGGCUGGCUGGGCGGCGCGCCGGCGGACCCCGUGCUCGUGGGCCUGUGCAGCGAUAACGAGCGGCAGGCGUUUGUGGAUCGGGUGUGCGGCAACGCCUCGCUGAUGAGGAAGCUGCUCUCGGACCAGACCAACGUCUGGCUGUACGCGUACUGCGCCAAUUCCUCGGCGGACCCCGGCUACAUGGCGGCCCAGUUCUGCGUGUACGAGCAGUGGCUCAGCCAGCCCAUGGUCCCGGUGGGCUCCGCCCUGCUGGAGUUCUGCAUGGCCCUGGACCGGUCCAGACUGGUGGAGCUCAUCUGUGGGCACACCGGCUUCUUCAUGCUUCUGUUCACAAACCCUGACAACCUGAAGUUCUUGCCCAACUGCACCAACGUGCCCCUGGUGCCGCUCCCGGACAUAAACGCCUACAUGCUGGACGCAUGUCGCUACUCAGACUGGCAACUGGCGCAAGUGACCACCGAUGUUCUGCUGCAAUGCAUCCGCCUGGAUCAGAACGGCUUCGCUCUGAAGGUUUGCACCAACGAAACCUUCCUGAAUGGUCUUCUGCAAAUUCAGGCCAAUUACUGGCUUCAGGACCACUGCACCGCGGCGCUGACCGCCCUGACCACCGAGCCGGCGCCCGUCGCCCUCAACGGCUGGUGUGACUACAGCACAUGGGGAAACCUGCCCGUGGACGUGUCGGUGGUCGGCCUCUGUUGGGAAGUGGACAAGGUCGCUUUUCAGCAAAAUGUCUGCUGCAAAGCGCCUGUUUAUGAAAAGCUGUUACAAGACCCUCUGAACACGUGGCUGCUGACGGCGUGCGCUGGCAUCGUGGAAAGUGAGCUGUUACCGCAGGUGUGCAGGUACUCGGACUGGACCCGUCCCAUUAUAGUGGAUAUGACAGAAGUAGCUCUCUGUGCUGAGAUCGACCCGCUGAACUUCACGGCCAAGGUUUGCAGCAACUACACCGUCCUCCAGAACCUGUUGGCCAAUCAGGACAACACCUGGUUAAUCCAGCACUGUGCCAACUUUUCGAAACCUCCAGUGCCUCCCAACAGCACCGCCGUGACACCCACUGGCAGGCCCACAGCGUUCAAGGCCCCUGAGCAGUGCCAGUACCCCAGCUGGAGCGUGUCUCCUCCAGAUAUCACCCUCCUGACUCUGUGCUGGGAACACGACCAGACCAAUUUUGUCUCCUUUGUGUGCCCUAACGCCGCCCUUCUCUCUCAGCUCUCCCAAGAGCUGUCUAGUAAGUGGGUGAGCCCCAUGUGCACCACGUACGCAAACUAUUCCACCGCCGUCUCCGGCAACAGCACCGGCGCCGCUGCCGAGCCGUUCUUUUGCCUGGCCAAAAACCUGGUGAGUCGUUUCAACUGGAGCUGCUCGGCGGACCUCCACUUGGCGUGUCAGCCCGGGCCCAGCCAGAACCUGGCCCUGCAGAAGAUGCUGCGCUGCUGGGCCGACAGCCUGAGGUCCCGCGCCGCGCUGCUGCUCCCUCAGCCCGCGGCCGCGCUGCUGGAACGGACGCUCGGCACCACGGUGGUGAUCCUGCUGGCGCUGGAGGAGGCCCACAACAAGUCGCUGCACGUCGCGGAGAACAUCCGCUUCAGCGUGUUGGGCUCGGUGGUUCGCUAUCUUGAGAAUGAAGACGACUUUGAGAAGAAGAGGGUCGUGCUGCAGUGCUUUGGGACGGUGCUCACCAGUUUGAUGCAGACACCCAGAGAUGCGACCAGUGAAGAUUUCUUGUUCAUUAAGGAGUACCUCAAAAUACCACUGGGCGACCUGAGUUCAGUGCUCAGUUCGGCCGACGUCACCACCAUCAGACUGAUCCUUCAGUACUACAGCAUAAACAAGAACACACUGCAGCUGUCGGAUCAGUACCUGUCUACGAUGACGUCCGUGCUGCUUCAGAACCACUUGGUCAAAGACGGCAGUCUGUUUCCUGACCUGGCUCCUCUGCUCACCUCGGCCAGCUUAACGGACAUCCAAGCGUUGCCCACCCUGCAGAACAAUGUCAAUGUGAUAGACGUCAUUAACAGAAACCUGGCACAAAUGACUAUGGAGCAGCGAGAGGCCUUUGGCUCGUGGUACAACAAAGUCAUGGCCUCAAACGCCAUCGCCACAGGUGGACAGUCCUUCAUCAGGAACGCCGGAAACCUGAUCGCCUACUUGCCCUUCUACAACUUCCAACACCUCACAUCUGCUCAGCUGUUUGAUGGGCUGGAUGUGCUGCAGAGAAACACCCUCACGCCUCUAAAACGGGUAUUUGUUGCUCAGAGCAUCAUCGGCUCCUACAGGAACCUGACAGCCCAGGACUUUAUUAGGCUGGGUAACCUCACAUGUUUGGCUGAUCCAAAUGACAUCCUUGUCUACAAAGACACUGAGGCGUUCAGCGUGAUCCAGGACAUUGUUGAGAACUGUUCUCGUGCAGGACUCAGUCUGCCGAGCUCUCUGAUUUCCAACGUGUUACUGACCGGCCCGGACCUGAAGGCCCCGUCCUCGCUCGGCGCCGCUCGCCUGGCACAGCUGGCCGCUGCCCGCCUCCUGCCCUGGCUGAGCCUCAGCUUCCUGCAGGGCCUCACGCCGUCACAGCUGCUCGCCGCCCUGCCUGCCCUCAGCUCCGUUUCCUUCAGCCCUGCGCAGGCUUCCCUGAUCAUAGACAAGGUUUCCUCAGUCACUGCACUGACAGCUCCAGGCCAGCUGCAGGAGCUCGGCUCCCUCAUCGUGGGAGUGAGGACGGAGAUGCUCCUGACGCUCACCUCUGACAAGCUGCUGUCAUCCCUGCCUGCCAUGGCUCAACACGUGCCGGGUCUCAGCCUGACACAAGCCAACGCGGUCGCCACCAAACUCUGGGGCUUCCCAGAAGUCGUCAACUGGUUGGAUGACGUGGAUCCUUUGCUCUAUUGCACGCCUUUGCUCAGCAUCCUGGCCAGAACUCAUCUGCUUGUGAAAAACAUCACCGCAACCUCCACGAAACGCUGGAACACGCAGCAGGCUGAAGCGAUUUUCACGGAGGUUCUGAACACCAACUCGAGCCUGGUGAAACAAAGAUUUCUGAGCCUGGGAACCCUGGGUCAGGGAGUCAGCUGCACGGUUCUACAGGAACGAAUAGAGGCUGAUACCUCACGGCCUGCACUGAGAAGGAUCCUGCUUUUGCUCAGACAGCAGCCUGUUCUUCUUCACACCUCACUGAAAAACUGUUUGCUGGACGAGCUGUAUCUAUUCGAUUUCUUCCCCAACCUGCUUAAAGAUCUUGGGGCUGAGAUUGCCCUGUAUUUACAGGUGAGCACCAUUAAGAAGUUUAGCACCAGUGUGAUGGACACUCUGAGGCAGUUGAUUGUCCAGGACCCUCGUCCUUUCCUCCUGUUGCCCAGAACAAAGCAGGAGCUUCUGGUGGACAAGAUAGUGCAGAGGAUGGGCAUGUACACAGGAGCGUUUACGGAGCAGGAGUUCCGCUCUCUGGGCGUCAUGGCUUCGUUUGUGGCGGACGAGGUUUUCGACCAGCUGGACCGCAGCUUCUUCACUGCCAGUCUGGGUUUCCUCAGAGGAUUCUGCUACAGCAGCAGCAAGAUGGACAUCCUGGCUCGCAUCCUGCAAGAACCUGCCACCUUCGGACCAGUCAAUAACUGGAAUCAGACCACACUCAAUCAAGUAGACUGGUUUCUCCUCUUCCUACCUAAUGAUGAGCUGCAGGACAUCUCCCUGGCGCUAAUGACUGUGGGCCGCAUCGAGAGGCUGUUCCUAAGCCACCGCCAGUGGGAGCGUGGGGCCGUGGGGAGCCACUGUUGGAGCGACAACGAGAAGGCGGCAUUUUUCCAAAAGCAGCAGUUUGUUCUUCAGUUUUUCCUGGGCUUCCUCAUAUUAAACUUUCAGACACCCACUAUAAUGGUUCCCACGUGUGAGAUGCUGCAGACAACGCUUCCUGCUGCUUGGCCCCCCAACACUCUGACCAGCAUGCCUACGCCGGCCUUCCUCAACUGUCUGGAGCUGAUGGGUCAAGACUCGUUCCUUGCAUCCUACCAGCGCAGCCAGCUGCUCAAGAAGGUCAAACAGAUUUAUGGCCCGGCGUCCUCCUUGUCCCAGUCUGUGAUCGCUCAGCUGGGUGUGCUGGCGUUAGAAAUGACCGAAGCCGAGCUGAGCAGCCUCCGUCUGACUGAGCGGAGAAGCAUCGCUGCGAUGGGAGCCAUUUCUGCCUGGAGCAGCAGACAGCUGGCUGCACUGUUUACUACGAUACUAAUCUCCACAAAGCAGAGUCCGAGCCAGCUGGACUCCAGCACUCUGGUGUCUCUGGGGUACAUUGUGUGCGGCGCUAAAUCCACAGAUAUGAGCCUUUUUAACGCCAUAGAGUUCAGCAAAGCAGUGCUCCAGCUGGGUCGGCUAACGCUGUCGUGCUCAGAGGACCAGCUGGCGGCUCUCGUCGGGCUGCUAACAAACAGCCUGGCUUUUGGACCCAUAAGCUCAUGGGGAACCGAUGUCUUCAUUGAGAUCGGAGUGAUGGCAGCUGGCCUCCCAGACUUGGCCAUGUCCGCUCUGGUGAAGGAGCAGAUAGAGGGGAUCACACCCAGCGCCAUCUCAAUGAUACAACCUAGUAAAUUUGGUGUGGUGUUUAGCCAAACACAGAUCAGCAUGUUCUCCUAUGAGCAAGCGGCUGCAGUAACUAACGAGCAGCUUGCUGUUCUGUCAGACCUUCAGAGGACAGCUCUGGCUAUGGUGCUGACGCCGUGGGAGGACAAGCCCGUAGACUUCAGAGCUGGGAUGUCCCUGGGCCUGGCUCUCAGCCACAGUCCAGUGUGUCUCACGCUGGGAUUGCUGAUGCUGCUGAUCAUUGUGACGUGGCCCGACCCGAUCUAACCUAGAACAUGACCCCACUCACCCCUGCUGGAUCAGGAGACACCUCCUCACCCACACGACCAAAAAAACGUGUCUGACAAUUAAGCCUCAUUCAAGACUUUUACAAACUAUAUAUUCAAUAUAGUGUGUAAAAGUCUUGAAUGAGACUUAUUUUUGUAAUUUUGUGUCUGUCACUUUGCUGUAUAAACAUUUAACGUGGAGACAGUUUCAGUUAAAAAGACUAUAUUACUUUAUAAACAGAUAAUAUAUAUCCAACAAAUAAUCAAAACCCAGAGUGUUUUUGUUACUGGCUCUCUAUUCAUUUUUUGGUAAUACUGGGUAACCCUCUCCUGUUUAAUUGCAUCCUUUUUAGGGAUAACUCCACAUCCACAGAAGUUGGGAUUUAACUCUACAAAGUUAUUUAUUUUUGUGAGAUUAUAUAUUUUUGUCAGAGGAAUGACUGUUAUAUUUGUGUCUAUUAUUGCUGUGAGUUUCAUAUUGUUGUGCACACUUGAUGAUGAUUGUGGAUGUAAAGUAUUAAAGUAAACCAUGCUGGCUCUGA